This is a messenger RNA of Thermochaetoides thermophila DSM 1495, 771 nucleotides long. RefSeq lists its product as uncharacterized. The transcript has 2 exons. Gene Ontology annotation, cellular component: nuclear exosome (RNase complex); cytoplasmic exosome (RNase complex). The record is from RefSeq and is a predicted model, not a curated record. The coding region runs from base 1 to 771 and encodes 256 amino acids. Gene Ontology annotation, biological process: poly(A)-dependent snoRNA 3'-end processing; U4 snRNA 3'-end processing; TRAMP-dependent tRNA surveillance pathway. Gene Ontology annotation, molecular function: RNA binding. NCBI's taxonomy places the organism in Eukaryota, Fungi, Ascomycota, Sordariomycetes, Sordariales, Chaetomiaceae.
AUGUCCACCACAACACGUCCAUUCGUUCUCCCUGGCGAAACAAUAGACCCGUCGCUGGUCCCAACACACCCCAAACACCCUCUCCGUCUUGGCCCUGGCUUGCGCCAUGUCCCGCCCAGCGAUAUCAUUCCGACCGUCGCGGGCCAACUGAUCACCAACCUGAACAAAAACUCCAUGUGGGUUGAGUAUAACUCGCAGCGCUACGUCCCAACCCAAAAUGACCUCGUCCUGGCCCAAGUCUUGCGCUCAACCCAAGACUCCUACCUUUGCCUCAUCACCCCCCACACCCCGCCUGCAACCCUCCCCCACCUAGCCUUCGAAUCUGCCACAAAAAAGACCCGUCCCCAGCUCCAACCCGGCCAGCUCGUCUACGCGCGCGUCUCUCUCGCCAACCGACAUAUGGACCCCGAACUAGAAUGCGUCAACCCCUCGACGGGUAAAGCCGACGGUCUCGGCCCCAUCACCGGACCCGGCUGUGUGUUCGAAGUAUCGCUUGGUUUUGCGCGGCGGCUGUUGAUGGCCAAGAGCAGGGAGGAAGGGAAGGUGGGCGUGCUGGAGAUGCUAGCGGGGGAGGAUCCGAGUAUUGGGGAGGCGGGGGCGGGACUAGCGUUCGAGACGGCGGUGGGGAGGAAUGGACGGGUGUGGGUUGGGAGUGAGGAUGUGAAGACGGUGAUCAUUGUGGGACGGGCGCUUCAAGAGACAGAUCGAGGGAAUUUGACAAUUGAGGGGCAGAGAAAGUUGGUGAGGAGGUUGUUGAGGGAGAUGAGGUGA